UUUGGCGGGGAGGUGGGGGGAUUUUUUAUUACAGUAUUCUGUUCCUCCACUGGAGACCAUCAUUAUCUUAUGCAAUUGAAAAUUCAAAAAUUCCAUUAUGAAUAUUGAAUUCGAGAAAAGUAAGCAAACCAACGAGUCAGAAUACACAAAUUCCUCCCUCUCUCUCCACUCUUCUCUUACAAAUCACCAAUAAAAAAAAACUAUCUGCUUUCCCCAAAUCGACGAUGCCAUCUUUGUUGUUGCCAAUGUUGGGUCUCGUAUCAAUUAUUAUUUUAGCAUAUUUUUUAAUCCCUUCAAGCAAAUGGAGGGGUCCAAGAAACCACCUCUUCUUGCAUUAUAUUAUAUACCUCUCUGCGCCUUAAUGCCCGCAAUCCCCUUUUCUCUUUAUCUAUUAACAUACAUGUUUUUAUGUAUACAUGUCUUCUUUCUUCCUCUAUUUAUGCAGAAUAUGUACUGGGGCUGUUUAUGAUAUGUUAGUGCAGUUGAGAUGUUUGUAUUAAUGCUUCUUCGAUAACUGGUCUUUUUGGCUUCCGGGAUGAAUUUCAGAGGAUUUUGGGAAACAAAAGAGGAACUUAAAGAAGAAGAAAAAAUGGGAAUUGUUGAAAAUACUGAUUGUUCAAAACGGAAAGAUUGGUUUGAUUUGAAUUUCGGUUAUGACGAUUGGAUUACUUUAGAUAAUUCUGACUCAAAGAAGGUGAGGAUGUGGGAAACUGGCAAUACAUCAGAUCAGAAUGUAUCCAAUCCCUCUGGUAAUGGCCGUACUGAUGGUUUGUCGGGUGAAGAACCUCAGGAUGCAGAUUAUUCUCACAUAUCACUUAGCUACGAGUUAGAGAAUCUAAUUUUUGCUAGGUUUCCAAAGUCACAGUAUUGGAAGUUAUGCUUUGUGAAUAAAAGGUGUUUGACUCUCUUGAAAAGUGGUGAGCUUGACGAGAUUAGAAAGAAAAUUGGAUUUAAAGAACCAUCUGUUUUCAUGCUAGCGACUGGGGAAGGUAAUUGGUGGGUGUUUGAUCGAGAAUUUAGGUCCCGAAGAAAGCUUCCAGUUCUACCAUCUGAUCCCUGUUUUGCUUCUGGAGAUAAAGAGACACUCUGUGCUGGUAGUCACCUUCUAGUUUCUGGCAGAGAAAUUGAUGGUCUUGUUAUUUGGAGGUAUGAAUUGGAAGAGAAUAAAUGGUACAAGGGUCCAUCUAUGAUUAGCCCGAGAUGCUUGUUUGCGUCUGCAACUUGUGGUACCUUUGCUUAUGUGGCCGGUGGGAUGGGGAUGGAGGCAAAUAGUGAAGUCUACGAUACUGGUGAAAAAUAUAAUCCAGACAGUGGAUCAUGGGAACCACUUCCAAGGAUGAAAAAGAGGAGGAUGUUUUGCUCAGGAUGUUACAUGGACAAUAAAUUUUAUGUGAUUGGUGGGAGAAAUAAUGAUGGAGAACUAACCUGCGGUGAAUUUUUCGAUGAAACCAAAAACAGAUGGGAGCUCAUUCCCGACAUGUUGAAGGACGAUCCUGUACAAUCAUCCCACUCACCGCCACUUCUUGCAGUCGUAAAUAACAAACUCUACUCACUUGAGUCUUCUUCCAACCAGCUGAAGGUGUAUAUUAAGAAGACCAAUACAUGGAAGGCGCUGGGGCAAGUUCCAGUGAGAGCCGAUUGCAACAGAGGUUGGGGAGUCGCAUUCAAGUCUCUAGGAGAUGAACUGCUCGUGAUAGGAGCAUCGACUUCUUCAUGUACUAGUAAUUGGAUGGCCAUAUAUACAUGUUGCCCAGAUUCUGAUGCCUGUAAAUUACGGUGGAGACCUAUUGACAGUGGCAGAAACGGGCUUAGUCACUUCAUUUUAAAUUGUUGUGUUAUGGGAGCUUGAGGAAGGAUUCUUAGAGAAUUUGAAUCCAUUUAUACUCAUUAUAAGAUUGUCUGUCCUGGAUGUGCAAACGUAAUAUUACUCUACUUGUACUUCAUAUAAAUCCUCCUGUUUUGUUGCCUUUUCUCACUUGAUUAAUAACUUCUGGUAGUGACUCAUUUUA
Molecule: messenger RNA, 2009 nt
Organism: Olea europaea var. sylvestris
Lineage: Eukaryota; Viridiplantae; Streptophyta; Magnoliopsida; Lamiales; Oleaceae
Product: F-box/kelch-repeat protein At3g27150-like
Exons: 2
Coding region: 536-1849 (437 amino acids)
Cellular component (GO): cytosol
Molecular function (GO): protein binding
Source: RefSeq, a predicted model, not a curated record